This is a messenger RNA of Phytophthora nicotianae INRA-310, 3837 nucleotides long. RefSeq lists its product as hypothetical. NCBI's taxonomy places the organism in Eukaryota, Oomycota, Peronosporomycetes, Peronosporales, Peronosporaceae. The transcript has 4 exons. Gene Ontology annotation, cellular component: membrane. Gene Ontology annotation, molecular function: voltage-gated calcium channel activity. The coding region runs from base 1 to 3837 and encodes 1278 amino acids. Gene Ontology annotation, biological process: monoatomic ion transport; transmembrane transport. The record is from RefSeq and is a predicted model, not a curated record.
AUGGAAGGGCAAGCACUGACGGCGGCGGCCCCCGCUGCCUACGGUGCCAUCCCCCCUCUGGCGCAUCACCUAGAGAGUCAGGCCACGCAUGUGGAGUCUCUGCAGAUACUGAGCCGCAAGCUGGAGCGCAACACGUUCGCGCCGGUGGUAUGCAGCAUCCUGGGUGUCGUGGUUUUCAUGCGUCUCGGGGUCGUCGUGGGGACGCUGGGUAUCUAUUACGCGCUGAUCGUCAUAUUUGUGGCCUUCGUCAUUAGCUUUCUUACUGUCAUGUCCAUGUCCGCGCUCGCGUCCACGAGUGACGGAUUGGCAAGUGGAGGGCUGUUCAAUGCGCUGCGCCGCUCGCUAGGCCACCGACUAGGCCACAUGAUUGGCCUCAUGAUGGUCUUGUCCUUCAGUAUCGGCGCCGCGUUCUACCUGCUCGGCUUUAGUGAGCUGGCAAUGGUCGUGAUGGGACUGCAUAACCGUAAUGGGCUCGUCUUACCGUGGAAUGAAGACGCAUCGGCUGUCACUGUGGUAACUGCGAGCGUGAUCCUGGCGGUGCUGAUGUAUGGAGUACAGAACCGCAUCACGUUGCGAGCUCUACGACUUGUAUUUGUCAUGGUGAUGGUGGCGGUGGGGUGCAAUAUGUUGUUUUUGUUGGUACCUAACGCUGCGAAGCAUACAGGAAUGUCGAUCAAACACUUUAGACAGAACUCGGAUGAGCACACACCCAAGAUGCUCAGGCAGAUGUUCGAGACGUUCUUUCCUGGGUUUUGUGGCGUUAUUGCAGGCGCAAAUUUGGCCGAGUUUGUGUCGGAGAGAAGCGCAGCCAGAGUGUCGUCUGCUAUUGCGAAGAAAGCGUCGCAGUAUUUUUUGUUGGGAAUUCACAAGGCGCUGGCGUUCAGCUUUAUCAUCUACGCGGUGCUCGGAUUCGUACUCGCUGCUUGUGUAGAGAAUCAAGUGCUUCAGACAGUGCCGCUCAUCGUCCCGCUUGUGGUGGAUUCUGCUUUGGGAGUACCGCUCAUCUUUCUGGGCGUGGCUUCUACGACGCUAUCGUCGGCACUUUCGAGUAUUAAAGGAGCUUCCACCAUUUUUGUGGCGCUGUCCGCUCAACCAUUCCAGUCAAAUGAAGCUCACUCCCCGUCAAUGGAGGCUGAAGUUACGGUAACAGAGGUGUCAUAUAGCCAAAGCAGCACACCCAUUUCACUAGCGUGCACUUGGGCAGUGUGUCAAGCUGCUUUACUAUGCGGAACGGUUGACGCGAUCAUUCCAAUCGUAAGCUCCACAUUCCUCCUGACGUUUUUCCUUAUCAACUUCGCGUGCUUUUUUCAAGAUCUAUCAUCUACGACGUUCCACCCCUCCUUUCGUAUGUACUCGAAGUGGACUGCCUUGCUGGGCUGUGCGCUUUCGUUGAGUGCGUUCUUUCUUGUUGUGUCAACGCUAUUCGUGUCAGUCGCAAGUGUAUUACUGCUGGGUUACACUGUAUACUACCAUGACGAACUCGUUCAAUUCGUAGACGAGCUCCGACUUUCUCAUCAUGGUGAUCGGCGCCGCCUCCAUCGACAGGAUGCCGUUGACGAACAGAUUUUGGCAUACGAGGCCAGGUCACCGUUGGGCAUAUCAGGGCGAUGUCAAUCUCGGCGGCGGGGGUCCCAUCAAGUGAUAGACGAAAAACGAAUUGAGUUGGCUGCUCUGUACGUGCGUGACGCUAUUCACGGUCGGUUUCUUGGAGAGGAAUAUUUGAUCGAUGGUCUGAAUCGAAUGCAUUACAAGCAGCUUUACCACGGUCUUUGGUACAUCCGGACGGCAAACGUAUGCUUGCUGAUGUCGCUUGCCUUCUUCGAAACGCCUUCGUGGUGCUUCUUCGAGUCUUCGUGUGGUGAUCACUUGAAAGUCCUGACGUGGGAAUUACCAGUGCUCUCGAAGAAUGCGUCCAUCGGUAUCGAGCUCGUGUGCCUGUUGUUUUUAGGUUUGGAGCUGUCGAUGAAGUACAAGUACAUGGGGUCUCGCGUGUAUUUUGUGGACAAGUGGCACGUUCUCCAGAUUAUCUUCGUGCUUGCAGACUUUGUGGCAGUACUCACGGUGCUCGUCGUGCCACAAGAUACGGAUCUGGACGGAAACAAAGGUGAACGAGAGCUGGUCCCAAGUGGAUCUAAGCCUAUUGUCUUAGCACCACUUAUCCGUCCACUUAUCGUGAUAUCCAUGAGUCAACGGCUACGAUCCGGCUUCUCCAGCUUGCUCAAGGCCUUGCCACGCUUCGCUGACGGUCUUAUAACGCUGGUAUUUCUUAUCAUUCUUUUUGCGGUUCUCGGCAUGAUGCUUUUCGUGGAUACUGCAGAAGCUGGCGUAUAUUUCAAGUCGUUUGAGGAUGCAUGCCUGAGUCUCAUUAUCCUGCUUACGACUGCCAAUUUUCCAGAUGUGAUGAUGCCUAUCUACUCGCAAGCCCGCAUCUACAGUCUCUUCUUCAUCAGUUUCUUGAUGAUCGGCCAGCUGCUCGUGAUGAACCUGGUGUUUGCUUCAAUCUACCAACACUAUCGACAAGAAAUCGCUGAACGCGCAAUGGAGUAUUCAACUAAGAGAAAGCUCGCACUUCAAGCUGCAUUUCAUCUCUUGCCGACCGAACAGAUCAUACUUCCUGAAGGUGCGAUGGAACAGGAUGCACAUUUCAAAGUUAUCGGCCAGAGCACAUACAAUCGCCUCAUGAACAAGCUCAUGCGGCCGACAAUGUCUCUAUUUCGUGAUGAUGAGUCAACUGAAACUGAAGAAAUCGAGAACUCAAACAAUGAGCCAAUCGCUUUCGAUGAGUUCGUGGUUCUCAUUAAAGCAUUCAUGGCGAGCGAGAAAUCGUCAACUGCGGCCCCUUACGAGCCACGUGACUUAAGUGGCUACGUGAUUAUUCGUGCGACUCAGCGUUUUGUGGCCUGUGGGUGGUUUGACAGAGCGGUUGAUGUUAUUAUCCUCGGAAAUUUCAUUGCAAUUCUCAUGGAAAUCCAAGCCAAGAUUCAUGGUGAAGUGGCUGUGAGUCUAUUGUGGGAGCGGUGGAUGCUAGUAUUCUCUUUGGUUUACAUCGUCGAGAUGAUACUAAAGAUGUAUGUCUUCCGCUUGGGUGGAUACUUUAGCUCUACCAAGAACAUCUACGAUUGCGCAGUGACGCUUGUCAUUUUCGUUGCAGAAGUCAGUGUGCACUCACAUAGUUUUGAAGUGGAGUGGCAAUGGAUUCGUCUGUUGUUGCUAUUUCGCUUCUUACGCUGCUUACGACUUCUCGUAGCGUUACAAGCCUUGAGCUCCAUGUUUGCCAUUGUCGUGCGGUUAAUCCCGGCCUUUGCAACACUUUAUGGGAUGCUCGGACUGCUGAUGUACCAGUAUGCAGCAGCCGGAAUGCAGCUAUUUGGAGGCAAACUCGUUGUUGGAGAUCCACGCCUGGCCUCAAUCCCGUAUGGCCAAGCGAACUUUUACAGCAACAAUUUUAAUGACUUCGCUUCGUCAUUGACGACUCUGUUCGAGCUGCUGAUCGUCAAUAAUUGGUUUGUCACGAUGGAAGGCGCAGUGGCAGUGACGACGAAGUGGAGUCGUAUCUAUUUCAUCAGCUUCUACGUUGUAGGAGUUGUCAUGGUGCUAAGCCUUGUAGUUGCAUUCGUGGUAGAGGCCUACUUUGAAACUGCGGCAAAGCUGGAAGCAGUAUCCCAGACUACGGAGAUCAACGUAUCCGAGAGUUCAAGUUUUCCAGGUACGACAGACUCCAAAAGCCACGAAUCAGUCGCUUCAACUAAAACAAAACAAAGGCUACUAAGGAGAGGGUCCUCUUCUCUACGUAUGCGACCACGGGCCGACAGCAUCUACGUUGAAGAAUUUCUGUGA